Cladocopium goreaui is the source of this 3344-nucleotide messenger RNA. Lineage: Eukaryota; Dinophyceae; Suessiales; Symbiodiniaceae. The record is from the annotation of a GenBank genome assembly.
AGUUUUCUUGGCUUAGCAGACAAACUGACUUUGGCAGUUGCGAAUUUACUUCGCUUCGUCAUGGGCCUCGGUGCCGUUGAGAGGUGCCUAGAGAAUUUCUUCGAGAAAGUGGGCCGCGGGGUCGGCACCCAUCCAAUCAAAACUCUGGUUGGUAGUGUGGUCUUCACCAUCGCCUGCGGUGGCGGCUUUGCCUUUCUCAGUAGCGAGACACGGCCCGAGAAGCAGUGGGUGCCAGCAGGAUCACUGGCCCUGGAACACAAUGACUAUGUCUCCGCCACCUGGCCCGGCAAUGCGCGCUUCAACUUCUUCUCCGCGACCUGUGCGGAUGUGCCGGAGAGCGAGUGCGACAUCAUGGAUCCCAAGUACAUCAAAGCUUUCCACGAGAUCAAUGAGAAAGUGAAAAACAUCGUUGUGGAUGGUGACAAGUUGGUAGCCGACCUGGAUGAUGCUCACAAGAAGUCCGAAGGAGACAAUCGUCCUUGGACCAUCUAUGCUGGCGACUGGAGCUUCAGUGGAACGCCCCGUAGUGUGAACGGAUCGGUGGUCUUCGACGGCCGCAAGUGCUCCCAGUUCGGUCCCUUCUGCGCCAAGUCCAACUUGUUGGACGUGUUCAGGGAUGAUGACUAUGUCAUCACCAAUUUGAACAGUGACCAGAUCCUCCGGGCUGUAAACAACUGGGAGGGACAAGAGACCAUGUGCCCCUUGACCUUGGCCACUGCGGACUCUCCCUGCUACAAUGUCAACUGCCAGAAGUACACCACCCAGACAGAACGCCACAACUGCCGUGUGGCUGCCACCAGCUACUGCACUUCCAAGUGCCCCACCAUCACCCAGAUCAUCAACGGUGAGGAAGUCACGCGACCAGUGGACAUGGCGACAUGCCAGGACCGCGGUUGCAUCCAGCUUGGCGCCUUGGGAAGCGUGACAACCACCACACCGGCCGCAGGCAUGUUGAACACGGACCCGGGAGACGCGCCUGAGAGCGCCUUCGAGUUCCAAGCCACCAAGAUCAAGACCAUGGUGGGUGGAUUGGCAUCCAGUGGCACCUGGGAGUAUGCCAGUGGAAAACACAUCGCUGGCUUUUGGGCCUUGGAAAAGAUGGAGCUCUACUGUCCGAAGGAGGGUCGCACUGACCCCAUCGCCGACGAGUGGGAGCGGCAAGUGCUGUGCUUGUGCCCCGGUGACCCCGGUGGAGUCCAGGGAGAUCAGAUGGGUGUGGAUGCAGAUCCCCGCGCCGAGCCAAAGUUGGACUGCCCUGAGAACGAACUGCUGAAGUUCUCGGGUCCCUUGGGCCGAGUCAUUGGAUGUCUCUUCCAGCGUUCCUUGGGCGACGAGUUCGGCAACGCCAUCCGCGGAGAUAUCUCCAAGUUGACGGCCUCCUACGGCGUCAUCAUCGUGUACUGUGCAGUGAGCUGGCUGUCGAGACUACCGGGACUGGGGUUCAUGCUGGGCAAGUGCGACUCGGUGCACAGCGGCGUGGCGAUGGCCUUCAUUGCCGUAGCCAUCGUGGGGAUGUGCAUCGUGUCCACCCUGGGUUUGAUGGGCUACUUCCAGGUGCCCAACGGCAACUUGAACAACAAUUUGUACUUCCUGCUGCUGGGUCUGGGUGUGGAUGAUGCCUUUGUGCUGACCUCGGAGUUUUUGACCCACUCCAGGGAGGCCAAAGAGAAGGGCGGCAGCCUCAGUGUGCCUGAGCUCAUCGCCAAGACUGCGCGCACCGGUGGCAUCUCCGUCUUGAUCACCUCUGCAACCGAUGCCUUGGCCUUCUUGGUGGGCUCCACCACCGUGCUGCCCGCCCUCAGCUGGUUCUGCACCUAUGCAGGCGUGUCCAUUGUGCUUUGCUAUACCUUCCAGCUGACCGUGUUCCUGCCAUGUCUGGCAUUGAACGCCCGCCGUACCGCUGCCAGCAAAAUGGACUGCUGCUGUUGCUUCACUCGCCCAGAGCGUGGCCUGGACGAUGCACAGGGCUGCUGCUGCUGUUCCAAGUCGGUCUUCAAAGGCGGCGUACUGAAGAAAGGCUUGACCAAGUUCACUGAGAAGACCACCACGCCAGUGGGACAGGUGUUGACUUUCAUCAUCUUUGCCGUGAUUUCGGGCGUGGGCAUCUUUGGUACUACCAAAAUCUACAAGGACUUCAAACUCGAGUGGUUUAUCCCAGAUUCCUCCUAUGUGAACACCUUCUUCAACAUCAACCAGGACUACUUCUCCACAGGUACGCCCAUCACGGUGAACUUUCCGCAGUCCGAUGCCUUUGCCAUGCAGAGCAACCUGCACGAGGUCUAUGGAUAUCUCAACAGUUCCCAGCUGAUUAACCACGAUGUGGCCGUGGACAGUUGGUACAUGGAGUUUAUGGAGUGGGCCACCGAGCCCAACCAGGCUGCCACUGCGGACGACACCUUUACGCCUUCGCGCACGGACAGCAACGCUGUCUUCAGCCAGGAGACCGAGUUUUACACAGCGUUGUACACUUGGUAUCGUACCAACGUGGGAGCCCGUUACCGUGGCUCCAUUUUGUGGGCCAGCGAGGCCUGUAACCUGGAUGGCAACGCAGAUGCGGUCCCUGCAGGAUGCACUUUGUCCGAGGGAUUGAAGGCGUCGCGUUUCAACGCGGAGCUUUCCUUGGCAGCAACCAACCGUGGCACUGAUCGCUACGACACCAUGACUUCCAUGAGGAACCAGAUCACCGCGCUAUAUUCGGGUGCCUUCCCGUACAGCUUCGACUUCCUCUACUGGGAGGAGGUGGGUAUCAUCGACGAGGAGCUGAUUAAGAACCUGGCCAUCUGCGGCGCCGUCAUCCUGGUGGUGAUCUUUGCGCUGGUGCCCAACCCGCGCAUCGCCAUCUGGGUGGUGCUGUGCGUGGCCUUGUCAAUUGUGAACACCUUGGGCUACAUGUAUUUCUGGGAGGUUACCAUUAGCGGUGUCUCCACGAUCUACGUGCUAAUUUGUGUGGGUUUAGCCGUCGACUAUGCGGCACACAUUGCCCACAUGUUCAAGGAGUCCACUGGAACUCCCCGGGAGCGUGCCAUCAACGCUGUGGACCGUAUCGGUGUGUGCACCUUCAACGCGGUGCUCUCGACCCUCUUGGCGGUCGUGGUGGUUGGCUUCUCGGACAGCUACGUCUUCCGUAUCUUCUUCAAGGUGCUCUUUUUGGUGGUCACCAUCGCUGGUGCCCAUGGUCUGUGGUUGCUGCCCUCCAUCCUGUCCUUGGUGGGUGGCUGCAAGCCUUCAUCCGAGGUGUAUGCCGAAGGAGAGACGACGAAGGAGUAGGCAUUGAAGCUGGUUGGGUCGUUGGGUCUCCAAAGAGGGCCACAGAGACGAGCAAUUGAACAUGAGAUGUAUCUGAU